Messenger RNA from Vigna umbellata (rice bean), 2027 nucleotides. NCBI's taxonomy places the organism in Eukaryota, Viridiplantae, Streptophyta, Magnoliopsida, Fabales, Fabaceae. The record is from RefSeq and is a predicted model, not a curated record.
AUAACAUUAUUCCAUAAACAGGUGGGCCUGGCUGAUAAAAUCAACAGUAUUGUGAGAAGUCUUUCUGGUGGCAUGAAGAGGAAAUUGUCUCUUGGAAUUGCAUUGAUUGGCAACAGUAAGGUUAUAGUCCUUGAUGAACCUACUAGUGGAAUGGAUCCAUACUCAAUGCGCUUGACUUGGCAGUUAAUAAAAAAAAUUAAGAAGGGCAGGAUAAUUUUGCUAACUACACAUUCUAUGGAUGAAGCGGAUGAAUUAGGUGACCGGAUAGCGAUCAUGGCCAACGGAUCUCUGAAAUGUUGCGGAAGUUCCCUUUUCUUGAAGCAUCAUUAUGGAGUUGGUUAUACUCUAACCCUAGUGAAGUCAGCUCCCACUGCUUCCAUUGCUAGUGAUAUAGUAUACCGUCAUGUUCCAAAUGCAACAUGUGUAAGCGAGGUUGGAACUGAGAUUUCUUUUAGGCUUCCAAUGGCAUCCUCAUCAGCCUUUGAGAGGAUGUUUAGGGAAAUUGAAGGUUGCAUGAAAAAACCAGUUUCGAACAUGGAAUUGAAUGGUAAAAUUGAAAAAGACAAUAUUGGUAUUGAAAGCUAUGGCAUAUCUGUAACAACCCUGGAAGAGGUAUUUUUAAGAGUUGCAGGAUGUGAUGCUGAUGAGGUUGAAUGCUUUGAAGAAAAUAACCAUUCUCUGAUAUUAGACUCUGUGGCUUUACUUCCUACUAAUGAUGAUGCUUCCACAAAAAUAAGUUGUCUUAAAAUUCUUGGAAAUUAUAAGAGGAUUCCGGGUUUGGUGUCUACCAUGUUGGGAAGAGCUUGUCGAUUAAUUUUUGCUACAUUUUUUAGUUUUAUCAACUUCUUGGGUGUGCAGUGCUGCAGUUGUUGUCUCAUUACUAGGUCAACAUUUUGGCAACAUUUUAAAGCCUUAUUCAUUAAAAGGGCAAUAUCUGCUCGCAGAGAUCACAAAACCAUUGUUUUCCAGCUAAUGAUUCCUACUCUCUUCCUGUUUGUCGGUCUUCUAUUUCUUAAGCUCAAGCCACAUCCUGAUCAGCAAUCGCUGACCCUUUCAACUUCUCACUUUAAUCCUCUAUUGAGUGGUGGUGGUGGGGGAGGUCCAAUUCCAUUUAAUGUUUCUUUGCCAAUUGCUGAAAAGGUAGCACAAAAUGUCAUGGGAGGUUGGAUACAGAGGUUCAAGUCGAGCUCAUACAGAUUCCCUGAUUCAGAAAAAGCAUUGGCUGAUGCAGUGGAAGUAGCGGGACCAACACUGGGACCUGCUCUACUUUCUAUGAGUGAAUAUUUGAUGUCUAGUUUUAAUGAAUCCUACCAAUCUAGGUGUGAAAACUUGAAUUUCUUGCUUCAUUUUUAGAUUUGAUCUGUUUAAACAACUGGCAAUCAAUUGUUAUGAAAAGUUUUAGUGCUAACCAUGCAUAUAGUUGCUGUUAUCCUAAAAUCCAUAAUAGUAUUGGGUAGCCAUGAAAACGAGAUUAUCAUGUCCUUCUUUCAUGUUUCUGUCUCUGAUUUUAUAUAGGGACAAUGAAAAUCUAUUUGAAAAUAGGAGUGCUUAUAUGAAUACAGGACAAGAAAAGUUAAGCUUCUUAGAAUAAAGCUCACUGAUCAUUUUUCCCUAGUUCAACUUUGUUAGUGUAGAUUAUUUAAGAUUGAUGCUUCUAAAGUUUCCCGUUGCUAACAUAAAUGAAGUGUACCAUCUGAGAAAUUUGAGAAAAUCUAAAGUAACGUGUAGGCUAAAUUUUGAUUUAUACUGAAAUUAUUUUUAUCAUAAAUGAAGCCAAUUUUUCCUUAAUGGAAUCUAUGAUUAUAUUUUUUUUUCGUUAAUAUCUAUAUGUGAGUUACUAACAUAUACUUCCUUAUGGAGAUGGUGGGUGAUUUCUCUUAACUUUAAAAGUCAAUAUUAUGCUAAUGCUUUUUCCUUGCUGUCACCGUCCAAAAAUUGAAAUUGUAUUCAUUAUGUAGUUUGCUUUGGUAAAAGCCUGAUGUGAGUCUAUGCUGUGUCCAGAUGUUGGUCCUGUUGUUGUCUGCUUG